AUGGCGAAUCUCUGUCCCGACCGCGCGCCGCGCACCAUCGGCCCCUAUGUCCACGCUGUGGUCCACGGCAACCUCGUCUUUACCACGGCCUGUAUUCCUCUAGACCCUGCCAUGAUGACGAUUGUGGGAGGCGGGCCCGAAAACCAACUUCGCCGCAUCUUUGAUAACCUCAAAAUCAUCCUCGAGGAGUCUGGCACGACGCUGGAUCGUAUCAUCAAGCAAAACGUCUAUCUGACCGACUUUGAGCAAUUCGAGGCUUUUAACAAGGUCUCUGCGGAGUACUUGGGGGAUCAUAGUCCGGCGCGGGCUACCAUGAAGGUUUUGGAGCUUCCGAAGCAUGCACCCAUGGGGUUGGAUGUCGUGGCUGCUUUGCCUGAAUAGGAGUGAGGUGGAUGGGUUGGUUUCUGUUCUGGCGUGCAAGUCAGGUUUUUCUGAAUGACAUUAUUAAUAUAUGUGUCUGUCGGCUUGAUUGGAUGGUUGGAAAUGGGUGACCUCCUUCAGCUGUGUCCUCCAUGUCGAAUUCUGUCUCUUGCAUGGGCUCUGUAUUGAGCUGUACCCCAGGGAUGUCAACACUCGAUAUCGGUAGCUCUCUUAGUUAUUUCGAAUUUAUUCGACAUGUUUUGCGAUUCAUCGGCAUAGGUACCAAACCCAGAAAGAUCAAUGGUAGAAGAGGCGCG
This is a messenger RNA of Aspergillus steynii IBT 23096, 677 nucleotides long. Its product is annotated as Endoribonuclease L-PSP. Gene Ontology annotation, cellular component: mitochondrion; cytosol. NCBI's taxonomy places the organism in Eukaryota, Fungi, Ascomycota, Eurotiomycetes, Eurotiales, Aspergillaceae. Gene Ontology annotation, molecular function: deaminase activity. The coding region runs from base 1 to 381 and encodes 126 amino acids. The record is from RefSeq and is a predicted model, not a curated record. The transcript is spliced from 2 exons.